This is a messenger RNA of Liolophura sinensis, 813 nucleotides long. Its product is annotated as piggyBac transposable element-derived protein 2-like. The transcript has a single exon. Lineage: Eukaryota; Metazoa; Mollusca; Polyplacophora; Chitonida; Chitonidae. The record is from RefSeq and is a predicted model, not a curated record. The coding region runs from base 1 to 813 and encodes 270 amino acids.
AUGAAGGAAAAGUGUGAAUUUGGGUAUGAUAGGUUGCACAAGAUACGCCCCCUUCAGGACAACUUGAAUGAAAACUUCGCAAAAUGUGCAGAACCUGAGGCACACAUGUCAGUCGACGAACAGAUUGUCCCAUUCAAAGGACAUCACAAUUUGAAGGUUUCAAUGGAGAAAAAAACAAACAAAUGGGGUUACAAAAUUUGGGGCUCAGCUGGUGCAUCUGGAUACAUGCACAAGUUCUACAUACAGGGCGAUAAUCUUGUUCAGGGUGAGCCAAACUUGCCUGAAGGCAUUGGAAAAUCUGGUGAAGUUGUCCUCAACUUGGUUCGUCAUUUGCCUGCGGGAACACACAUCUAUUUUGACAAUUAUUUCGCCUCUCCAGACCUUCAUCUAGAACUGAAGAAAAGAGGUCUUCAUGCCACAUGCACAGUGCGUCAAAACAGACGACGGAUAUGUCCAACCCUCACUAAAAAGCAGUUUGAGGAGAAAGGCAGGGGGUCCUAUGAUUACAGAUCAGCUGAAGGGGUUUUGGUGUGCUCAUGGUAUGACAACAAGGUUGUAAAUGUUGCUUCAAACAAAUGUUCUGUCAAACCAACCACAGAAGUUCGCAGAUACGAUAACAAAACUAAGACUUACGUGAACAUCGAGUGUCCUGCCCUUAUCAAGGCAUACAACAAAUGCAUGGGGGGAGUCGACAAAUGUGACAUGAUGCUUUCUUUGUACCGGAUCAAAAUGAAAAGCAGAAAAUGGUACAGACGCCUGAUUUUUCACAUGGUUGACUUGGCUCUUUCAAAUGCCUGGCACAGAAGGCAGUGA